This is a messenger RNA of Aphidius gifuensis, 2560 nucleotides long. RefSeq names its product kelch-like protein 18 (gene KLHL18). Bases 123 to 2048 code for a protein of 641 amino acids. NCBI's taxonomy places the organism in Eukaryota, Metazoa, Arthropoda, Insecta, Hymenoptera, Braconidae. The transcript is spliced from 7 exons. The record is from RefSeq and is a predicted model, not a curated record. Gene Ontology annotation, molecular function: protein binding.
UUAGCUUUUUGUGGUUCACUUGUGUCUUCAAGGUUCACCAAGAAACAUUUUAAAUCAUCAAAUUAAAUUAUUAAAAAUUUCAAUUAAUUAAAAAAAACUUUUUUAUUUUCCCUUCGAAACUCAUGCAGCAAGGGACGGAAGGAGGAGAAAGUGGUGGAGUAGUAUGGGGAGUGACUCGCGGUGUAUCAAGACCAGCUGAACGUGUCAGAGGGGCCGGUUUUGUACGUCAUAAUCAUCAUCAACAACAACAACAACAACAACAACAGCGUUAUUUUAAUUUAAAUUCAACAACUUUAACUAAUAAUAAUAUGUCAUGUGCUCCGGAACAAUUAAAAAGUGAAAAUGAAAAUGAAAAGACAACAGUAUUUCAAGAACCAGAAUUAUUUUCAAAAGGUUUUCCAAUAUUUGAAGAAAUUAGAAGACAAGGAAAAUUAUGUGACGUCACACUCAAGGUUGAAGGACAAACAUUUAGUGCACAUAGAGUUGUACUGGCUGCAACAAUUCCAUAUUUUCAUGCAAUGUUUUUAAAUAACAUGGUAGAAAGUAAACAAAAAGAUAUAACACUUCAGGGUUUCGAUGCUGUUGCAUUGGAAGCUUUGAUAAAUUUUGCAUAUUCUGGUAAAGUAACAUUAAACAAAGACAAUGUACAAAGCAUCAUGAUGGGUGCAUCAUUUUUACAAUUAACAAAAGUACGUGAUGCAUGUGCUGAUGUAUUGAUAUCACAUCUUCAUCCUUACAAUGCACUUGGUAUAUGUAAUUUUGCUGAUAGAUUAAAUUGUGUAACACUAGUCGAAGAAGCAACAAAAUAUAUAACACAAUAUUUUUAUCAAGUAUCAAAUUCAGAUGAAUUUUUAUCAUUAACAAUAAAUGAUGUUAAUAAUUUAAUAUCACAAGAUGAACUUUAUGUAUCAUCAGAGGUACAAGUAUUUGAAGCUGUUAUAAGAUGGAUUAAACAUAAUAAAGAUGAUAGAAUUAAAUAUUUAUCAACAUUAUUAAAAUUUGUUAAGCUACCAUUACUUAGUCCAGAAUAUCUAGUCGAACAUGUUGCAAAAGAGGAUCUUAUUAAAAGAUGUCACGAGUGUAGAGAUUUAUUAGAUGAAGCCAAAGAUUGUCAUUUGAUACCUGGUAGAAAAAAUCUACUGGAUAGUUAUAGAUUUAGACCAAGAGUUUGUAAUAAUAUUGUUGGACAUAUAUUUGCUGUUGGUGGUUUAACAAAAUAUGGUAAUUCAUUGAGUACAGUUGAGGUGUAUGAUCCACAUAAUCAGGUGUGGCGAAGAUCAGAGGCAAUGACAAUGGAUAGAUCACGAGUUGGUGUUGCUGUUCAUGAGAAUAAAUUAUAUGCAUUUGGUGGAUAUAAUGGAGUUGAAAGAUUAUCAACUGUUGAAGUUUAUCAUCCUGCAUUGAGAUCAUGGAAAAUUAUUGCACAAAUGCAUUGUAAAAGAAGUGCUGUUGGAACAGCUGCAUUGAAUGAUUAUCUAUAUGUUUGUGGUGGAUAUGAUGGUUUGAUAUCAUUGAAUACUGUUGAAAGAUACUGUCCAUCAACUGAUAAAUGGGAAAUGUUACGUUCAAUGAAUAAGCAUAGAUCUGCUGGUGGAGUUGUUGCUUUCGAAGGUUAUAUUUAUGCUCUUGGUGGACAUGAUGGUCUAUCAAUAUUUGAUUCAGUUGAACGUUAUGAUCCACAAACAAAAGAAUGGACAACUGUCAAGCCAAUGUUGAAACGUAGAUGUCGACUUGGUGUUGCAACAUUGUUUGGAAAAAUGUAUGCUUGUGGUGGAUAUGAUGGAACAUCAUUUUUAAGAACUGUUGAAGUUUAUGAUCCGAAAAAGGAUACAUGGGAAUUUGUUGCUUCAAUGAACAUGAUGAGAAGCCGAGCAGCUCUAGUCGCAAAUAUGGGAAAAUUAUGGGCCAUUGGUGGCUAUGAUGGUGACAGUAAUCUUUCAGAAGUUGAAGUUUAUGAUCCACAAACAAAUAAAUGGACAUAUGCAGCACCAAUGUGUGCUCAUGAAGGUGGUGUUGGUGUUGGAGUCAUUCCAAACCCUUAUUGUUGAAAAAAAAAACAAUUUUAUCUAUAGAAAAUUUUUUAAAAAUCAAAAAUACCGAAAUUAUUAUGUUAUAAACAUCAAAAUUUUAUAUUUUCUUUUAAAUUUUUAUUGACUUAAUUUUUGUUGAUAAAAAAUAGUCCAUUUUUUUUUUUUUUAAAUUUUAAUGAACAGAUCUUGCCUAGAAAAAUAAACGAGUCAAUUUUUUAUCGUACGAAAUAAUAUCGAAAUUUUUAAACAACAAAUUAUAAUUAAAUAAUUUUAUUUACAAUUUUUUUUCUAUCUUUUUUUUAUUGUUAUUUAGACAAUGGUUUUUUAUUGUUUAAAUUAAUUAAAGUUGAUUAGACAGUAGACUGUAUGAUUAAUAAAAUAUUUACAAAUUUUUUACAUAAAAUUUUUUUUAUUAUAGAAUUUAAUAAAAAUCAUUCCUAAAUGAUGAAAAAAAUAAAAUUGUCAAUUUUUAUAAUUUUUAAUAAACAUUAUUAUUUUGUAAAUAAAAAUUUAUUUAAUAAAAAAAAAUU